This is a messenger RNA of Aplosporella prunicola CBS 121167, 1083 nucleotides long. RefSeq lists its product as uncharacterized. Gene Ontology annotation, molecular function: oxidoreductase activity, acting on the CH-OH group of donors, NAD or NADP as acceptor. The transcript is spliced from 2 exons. Bases 1 to 1083 code for a protein of 360 amino acids. The record is from RefSeq and is a predicted model, not a curated record. NCBI's taxonomy places the organism in Eukaryota, Fungi, Ascomycota, Dothideomycetes, Botryosphaeriales, Aplosporellaceae.
AUGGCCUCCCUCCCGCCCUGGCACUCGCACAUCACCAUCGACCUCCUCGCCGAAGUCGCCAGCUACACCAUCUUCCACCCCUUCGUCGCAUGCAUUGUGCCGCUCUGCCUGCGCGCCCAAGCCACGCCGUACACGCACCUCUCCUUCCAGCUGGCCGUCGCCUACGCCGCGCUGGUGACGCUGUUCCACGCCCUGGCCGCCCUCAGCGACCGCCUGGCCUACGGCGCCCCGCGCCAUGUCGACCUGGAGGACGAGGUCAUCGUCAUCACGGGCGGCGCCAGCGGCCUGGGCCUGCUGAUCGCAGAGGUCUACGGCAUGCGCGGGGCCAGCGUCGCCGUGCUCGACGUGCUCGACAUGCCCGACGCCGAGCGCAAGGGCAUCAGCUACUACCGCUGCGACGUGGGCGACCGCGCGCAGAUCGAGCUCGCGCUCAAGCAGGUUGAGCUCGAGGUACUAACCUCACCUCCCGCACAGCUCGGCACGCCCACGAUCCUCAUCAACAACGCCGCCAUCGUCAACGGCAAGCCGCUCCUCUCCCUCUCCCCCGCCGACCUCACCCGCAACUUCAACGUCAACCUCCUCGCGCACUACCACACGCUGCAGCUGGUGCUGCCCGGGAUGCUGGCGCGGCCCGCGGGCGGGACCGUCGUCACCGUCGCCAGCGUGCUGGGCUACACGGGCGCAGCGCAGCUGAGCGACUACACGGCGGCGAAGGCGGCGCUGGUGGCCAUGCACACGUCGCUGCGGGCAGAGCUGCGGCAGACGCGCGCGCCGGGCGCCCAAGCCCUCCGCACCAUCCUCGUCACGCCGGGCCAGCUCGCCACGCCUCUGUUUGCGGCGCUGCGGACCCCGUCGCCGUUCCUGGCCCCGGUUGUUGAGCCCGUCCGUCUGGCCCGCGACGUCAUUCGCUUGCUGGAUACGGGCCGUGGGGGCAGGGUCAGCGCGCCGCUUUAUGCGGGAUUCAUUGAGUGGUUGGGCGUGCUGCCCGAGGGGCUGCAGACGGUAGUGAGGCGCGUGAGCGGGGUGGAUAGCGCGAUGAGGGCGUUUGGAGAGGAAAUCGGGGGCGAGAGGGCCGAGGAGUGA